Molecule: messenger RNA, 963 nt
Organism: Medioppia subpectinata
Lineage: Eukaryota; Metazoa; Arthropoda; Arachnida; Sarcoptiformes; Oppiidae
Source: the annotation of a GenBank genome assembly
UUGCCGUUUGAUUCCGUGCAUCCGAUCGAUGCAAAUAAGAUCACAAAUCUAGUGGCGCCCUAUAAAGACGUGGACGGUUUGUCGAAUGAAAAUGCGGGCAAACUAUUGCACGGAGAGGCGGACGGGAGCAACAGUUUCCUGCCCUGUACUCCAAAUGGCUGUAUGGAACUGAUCAGGAGAUCCGGUGCUCAAAUCGCCGGCGCCAACGCUGUGGUGAUCGGGCGAAGUAAGAUUGUGGGCUCACCGAUGGCUCAGCUGCUAAUCUGGAACAACGCGACGGUCACUGUCUGUCACUCAAAGACCAAAAAUAUUAAGGAAAUUGUCCAAAAGGCUGAUAUUCUUGUCGUAGCGAUUGGACAGCCAUUGCUCGUCAAAAAGGAUUGGAUUAAACCGGGAGCCGUUGUCAUUGAUUGUGGCAUUUCCUCGAUUCCCGAUUCGACCAAAAAGAGUGGUUCCAGACUUGUUGGGGAUGUAGACUAUGCGGAGUGCAAAGAAGUGGCCGGUGCUAUAACACCAGUACCGGGAGGUGUGGGACCCAUGACUGUGGCUAUGCUUAUCAGUAAUACAGUCGACGCGGCAAAAGUGGCAUUGAGAACACAAUCGUCUCACCAGUCGUGGGAUAUCGAGCACUUGAAACUCAAUAAACUGAAUCCCGUUCCCAGCGAUAUAGCGAUAGCCCGUUCCCAUCGCUGUAAACCAAUUAAACAAUUGGCCGCUGAAAUCGGUUUAUUGGAAGACGAAUACGAGCCGUACGGAGCAUAUAAAGCAAAAAUUACAAAACAUAUUCCCGUCUUUGACAAGAACUCAGUCCGAGGGAAGUAUGUUGUGGUCACUGGUAUUACACCCACUCCUCUCGGAGAAGGAAAAAGUACAACAGUAUUGGGUUUAUCGCAAGCAUUGGGCGCUAAUUUGCAUCGAAAUGUGAUUACAUGCAUACGACAGCCGAGUCAGGGCCCGACUUUU